GCGCCAGAGACCUCUCACCACCUAAUAUUAUUCUCUUUCAACACUAAUUUCAAUUCAACUCAAGCUCCUCCUAUACACGACCAAACUAUAUUUCCCCCUCCUCUCCCCUCUUCCUUAAUUUUCUUCUCUCUAAGAAAAACGUAGGAGCUGAGGGAGAGAGGAGGACGCCAUAGCCAUGGCUUCUGAAUUGUUCUUCAGAGGACAGGAAACUCACCAUAUAAUCAACGCAUACACCCCCAAACCACGGAAGCCAUGGCAAAACGUAAUUCGACCUGUACAUUACAUGCUCAAAGAGAAACGCCUCGUCUUCCUCUUUGCAGGCAUUGCCAUCGCUUCUCUUAUCUUCGCUAUGUUACCCUCGUCACGUGCCCCGUCCGGUCAGGGCAGUUACAGUUACAUAAACAACGCGAUCUACGAUUCGCACUUGCCCUCCGAGUCAACUCAUUCUCACAGCAUUGCCCGUGCUCAUCGGAUCAUCUACCAGAACCGGGCCGGGCUCGGGUCGUUGCAUUCUGGCGGGAAAAUCCCGUUGGGUUUGCAGCGUAAAGGGUUGAGGAUCCUGGUGACCGGUGGGGCUGGGUUCGUCGGCAGCCAUCUGGUGGACCGUCUGAUCGCAAGAGGUGACAGCGUGAUCGUCGUUGAUAAUUUCUUCACGGGGCGGAAGGAGAACGUGAUGCACCACUUUGGGAACCCGAGGUUCGAGCUCAUAAGGCACGAUGUGGUGGAGCCAUUGUUGGUGGAGGUUGACCAGAUCUACCACCUCGCUUGCCCUGCCUCUCCUGUUCACUAUAAGCAUAACCCCGUCAAGACCAUUAAGACAAAUGUUGUGGGGACACUGAACAUGCUUGGAUUGGCGAAGAGAGUGGGUGCUCGUUUUUUGCUAACGAGCACCAGCGAAGUUUACGGUGAUCCUUUGCAACAUCCACAAAAGGAGACUUACUGGGGCAAUGUUAAUCCCAUUGGUGUGAGAAGUUGCUACGAUGAGGGGAAGCGUACAGCUGAAACGUUGACCAUGGACUAUCACAGAGGUGCUGGCGUCGAGGUGAGGAUAGCUAGGAUCUUCAACACCUAUGGACCUCGUAUGUGCAUCGAUGAUGGUCGUGUUGUUAGCAACUUUGUUGCUCAGGCCUUGAGGAAGGAGCCUUUAACAGUUUAUGGUGAUGGAAAGCAAACAAGAAGUUUCCAAUUUGUUUCAGACCUGGUUGAGGGCCUAAUGCGCUUGAUGGAAGGAGAACAUGUGGGACCUUUCAACCUAGGAAAUCCUGGUGAAUUCACAAUGCUUGAACUUGCAGGGGUGGUCCAGGAAACCAUUGAUCCAAAUGCGCAGAUUGAGUUCAGACCCAACACAGCAGAUGAUCCACACAAGAGGAAACCUGAUAUCUCAAAGGCUAAAGAAUUGCUUGGUUGGGAACCAAAGGUGCCUCUUAGGAAAGGUCUACCUCUGAUGGUACAAGACUUUAGGCAGCGUAUAUUUGGUGACCACAAAGAAGAUAGCUCCUCUGUCUCCUCCGCGUAAUAGGGUUUUUGGAACAUUAUUUUUGGUCAAAGGGCUAAAUGUAGUGCAGUAGAAGAAGAUGACCCUGUUGUUUAUGUUCUUUCAGUACAGCAAAAUGUCCUUGGCAGAAGUCAGAGCUCUUGGUUCUUUACAUAUUUUAAUAGGUCUUCAUAUAAGUCUGUCAAUUUUGUAUUUCGAUUUAUUCCAUUUUAACAAUUUUGUUGUAGACAUGAACCUAUAUAAUGAAAAUAAAUAGCUGACAAUUUUUCAUCCAAUGGGACUGACAAAUUCAUCGGCUUUCCUGA
Molecule: messenger RNA, 1800 nt
Organism: Nicotiana tabacum (common tobacco)
Lineage: Eukaryota; Viridiplantae; Streptophyta; Magnoliopsida; Solanales; Solanaceae
Source: RefSeq, a predicted model, not a curated record